AUGGCUAGCCAGGCGGGCCCCCGCCUCCGAGGCGGGGCUCACCGCCGGGAGUGGUCUGCGGCGGCGUCUCGACCCGAUUUCGGAAACCUGCGUCGUGGAUCGGGCCGGCGGACAGGUCCCCCGGCUUCUGCGCCUACUCCGCGUCGCUCUUCACCCUCCGCGUUGGCUCCGGGCUCCAUUGCCUUCUGCCUGGGCCUGUCCCACACCGGCUUCCCCAGCAAGAUCCCCUCACACACCCACCUCCGCGCACCCAGUGUCUCUCCCCCCACCCCAGGAGCCGACAGGGGUUCCCACGUCCUCCCAUCGCGUCCAUCAUUGUCCUCACCACUCCUGUUUCUGAUCCAACGUGAGCGCUGGCUUUUCCGUGCUCACUUCUACCACCAUCCUCCUCCCACCCCGUCCUUCCAAGUCUCAAGACUUCCCCAGUGCCCAGCUCGCCCCCGAGGGUUGCCCCUUCGCAAUUCUCACCCCCACUCCAGGCUCAAGUCACUGACUCCUGGAGCCUGUGCAUAUUCUCUUCCCUCCCUCGGAAUGCCCUUCCUUGGCUUUGAGAGUAACUCUUUCCUGGUCUUUCCUGACAGUUCUGGGCAGCACACAGUACAACGUCUGGGGGCCCAUAGC
Molecule: messenger RNA, 621 nt
Organism: Cricetulus griseus (Chinese hamster)
Lineage: Eukaryota; Metazoa; Chordata; Mammalia; Rodentia; Cricetidae
Source: RefSeq, a predicted model, not a curated record